UUGACAUGUCGGCUUUUACCGAGUUAAAGAAGAAGGGAAAAAAGGACCCUUCUCAAGCCAAAGCCAGCCAUUGUUGAAGGAAAGAAAGUGAAGAUGGGAGGAGUGAGACAGAGAGCGAUGACUACAACACUUCCAAAGCUGAUACAAAGUCUCCGAAAGGAAUGCCCAAAGCCAGGAAUAAAGCAGUUGCCAUCGCUGAGACGCGCUUUCUCUCUCUACGAUCAGAUCAAUCUCAUCGACAAUGUCCCUGAAGACCAACUCCGUUUUCAAGGGUAUACUGAUACGGGAUUCAGAGUGAAUGGGGUGGAGUAUGAAGGUAGCUUGCUUUGUGUGGGCAACCUGCUCACCUCUUGGGCACCCAGUUCCUUCUCUCAGAUUACUCCUGACAGUUUAUCCAUCUUUCAAAUUGUGCGGCCUAUACCAGAGAUUUUGAUUCUUGGUUGUGGAAGAUGCACUCAACCAGUAGAUCCUGAACUUAGGCGCUUCAUUCGGUCUACUGGCAUGAAGUUGGAAGCUGUUGACUCGAGGAAUGCUGCAUCAACCUACAACAUACUGAAUGAGGAAGGGAGGCCUGUGGCUGCUGCACUUCUCCCAUAUGGAGUUUCUUCAUGAUGCCUAAAUUCUUGAGUUGCAUCCUUUUCCAGUCAAAUCUCCACGAUCACUUGGCUGAUUUCACCUUUAUUUCACGCGAGGCCUCCGGAAAGUCCUUAACUACAUAGCCAGUAGCGACUUGCAUAAGAUUGUCAAUUUACAUGUAUUUAGAAAAAGGUUUUUGUUAGGAUGCGUAAUAUUCUGCAGUUCUUGUGCUGAUAAGAGAGGCUCAUGCUACAAAUGACUGUACUAGCAUUUUAAUAUCAUCCUUCCCUUUUGAUUUCC
Populus euphratica (Euphrates poplar) is the source of this 876-nucleotide messenger RNA. RefSeq names its product NADH dehydrogenase [ubiquinone] 1 alpha subcomplex assembly factor 3. The record is from RefSeq and is a predicted model, not a curated record. Lineage: Eukaryota; Viridiplantae; Streptophyta; Magnoliopsida; Malpighiales; Salicaceae. The transcript is spliced from 5 exons. Gene Ontology annotation, biological process: mitochondrial respiratory chain complex I assembly. The coding region runs from base 94 to 612 and encodes 172 amino acids. Gene Ontology annotation, cellular component: mitochondrial inner membrane.